CCCGUUGGGUGCUUGCCUUGCCACCGCUGCCCUGUGAGGGGUGAAGCUGCCUCCCUCGCCCUCUCUCUCUCCUCCUUCACACGGUGUGAGUUUAUCUCUUCAUGGGUCUGAGCCUCCGUGGCAGAGCCCCCUUCGACGCAGAGUCCCGCAGCCUUCGGCCUCGGGCUUCCAGGCUGCAGACAGACCCCUGUCCUUCCCCUCCCCCCGCGGGACAGCAGACAUCAUGGAGGAAUCCUCGGCCGAGGCGCCAGACUCCAGCAGCACGCAGGAUGACGCUCCUCCCCUCGCUGUGAAGGAUGUGAACGUGCUCCUGGAGGGCGAGCGGUCGGAGGGCGCCAGCAGCCCGUCCCGGGACGACGACUCCACGCUGCUGAACCCCGGGACGCACAGCAGCAUCCUGGACGACAACACGCAGACCGAGGCAGCGCCCCCAGAGGCUGGAAGGAGUAAGUCCAGCGGCCUCUGCUUCCGCGACGGAAAGUGCCGAAUCGACUACAUCCUGGUGUACAGGAAGUCCAGCUCGCAGGCAGAGAAGAGGGAGGUCUUUGAGAGGAACAUGCGCGCAGAGGGCCUCCAGAUGGAGAAGGAGUCCUCGGUGACAAACAGCGACGUGAUCUUCCUGAAGCUUCACGCUCCCUGGGACGUCCUGUGUCGCUACGCAGAGCUGAUGAACAUCCGCAUGCCCUUCAGGAGGAAAAUCUUUUACAUGCAGCGACGGCACAAGUUCAUGAGCAGGAUGGAGAAGCGCAUGAACAAGUUUCGCGGCUGGCUUCCCCGUAAGCCCAUGAAGUUCGAUAACGACACCCUGCCUGACCUGGAGGAGAACGAGAGCUUCACCGCCCCCUUCAGCCGCUCCAGGAUACACCAUUUCAUCAUCCACAACAAAGACACGUUCUUCAACAACGCCACCAGGAGUCGCAUCGUCCACCACAUCCUGCAGCGGGUCAGAUACGAAGAGGGGAAGAACAAGAUGGGGAUAAAUCGCCUUUUGAGCAACAGUUCAUACGAGGCGGCGUUCCCUCUCCAUGAGGGGAGCUACCGGAGCAAAAACUCCAUCAGGACACAUGGAGCUGAAAACCACCGCCACCUGCUGUACGAGUGCUGGGCCUGGUGGGGCGUUUGGUACAAAUACCAGCCGCUGGACCUCAUAAGGAGGUAUUUCGGGGAGAAGAUCGGCCUGUACUUCGCUUGGCUGGGCUGGUACACUGGCAUGCUGUUCCCCGCUGCACUGGUGGGUCUGCUGGUCUUCCUGUACGGCGUCUUCACUCUGGAGCACUGCCAGGUCAGUAAAGAAAUCUGCCAGGCCACGGACAUCAUCAUGUGUCCCAUCUGCGACCAGUACUGCCCCUACCUGAGGCUGUCGGACAGCUGCAUCUACGCCAAGGUCACCCAUCUCUUCGACAACGGUGCAACUGUUUUCUUCGCCGUAUUCAUGGCUGUUUGGGCGACGGUCUUCCUGGAGUUCUGGAAGAGGCGCCGAGCCGUCCUGGCCUACGACUGGGACCUGAUCGACUGGGAGGAGGAGGAGGAGGAAAUUCGACCCCAGUUUGAGGCCAAAUACUCCAAGAAGGAGAGGAUGAACCCCAUAUCGGGGAAGCCCGAGCCCUACCAGGCCUUCACCGACAAGUACAGCCGCCUCAUCGUCUCCACGUCCGGGAUCUUCUUCAUGAUCCUGGUGGUGAUCGCGGCGGUGUUCGGGAUCGUCGUGUACCGCGUGGUGACGGUCAGCACCUUCGCCGCCUUCGGCUGGGCGCUGAUCAGGAACAACUCUCAGGUGGCGACCACGGGCACGGCGGUCUGCAUCAACUUCUGCAUCAUCAUGCUGCUCAACGUGCUCUAUGAAAAAGUUGCUCUUCUGCUCACCAAUUUAGAGCAGCCGAGGACCGAGUCGGAGUGGGAGAACAGCUUCACCCUCAAGAUGUUCCUCUUUCAGUUCGUCAACCUCAACAGCUCCACUUUCUACAUCGCCUUCUUCCUGGGAAGGUUUACGGGACGCCCGGGUGCAUAUCUACGCCUCCUCAACCGCUGGAAGCUGGAAGAGUGCCACCCGAGCGGCUGCCUCAUCGACCUGUGCAUGCAGAUGGGGAUCAUCAUGGUGCUCAAACAGACCUGGAACAACUUCAUGGAGCUCGGCUACCCGCUGAUCCAGAACUGGUGGACCCGGCGGCGGCUGCGGCGAGAGCACGGACCGAAAGCCAAAUCCAGCUUCCCUCAGUGGGAGAGGGAUUAUAAUCUGCAGCCCAUGAACGCCUACGGACUCUUUGAUGAAUACCUGGAGAUGAUUUUGCAGUUCGGCUUCACCACCAUCUUCGUGGCGGCGUUCCCCCUCGCUCCUCUCCUGGCUCUGCUCAACAACAUCAUCGAGAUUCGUCUGGACGCCUACAAGUUUGUCACCCAGUGGCGGCGACCUCUGCCCUCUCAAGCCAAAGACAUCGGGAUCUGGUACGGCAUCCUGGAGGGCAUCGGCAUCCUGUCUGUCAUCACCAACGCGUUUGUCAUCGCCGUGACUUCGGACUUCAUCCCUCGCCUGGUUUACGCCUACAAGUACGGGCCGUGCGCUGGGCAGGGCCGGGCCUGGGAGCGGUGCAUGAUGGGUUAUGUGAACGCCAGUCUGUCGGUGUUUCGGGUUUCUGACUUUGAGAGGAAAUCACAGCCGAGGACAAACGGCUCCGAACUGCUCGGAGAAGCUGUGAAGUUCUGCAGGUACCGGGACUACAGGGAGCCUCCGGACUCUGCUGAGCCGUAUUCGUACACUUUGCAGUUCUGGCACGUCUUGGCAGCCAGGCUGGCAUUUAUCAUCGUGUUUGAGCACAUGGUCUUCGCCAUCAAGACCCUGAUCGCCUACCUGAUCCCCGACCUGCCGAAGGACCUGCGGGACCGGAUGCGCAGGGAGAAAUAUCUGAUCCAGGAGAUGAUGUACGAGGCCGAGCUGGAGCGGCUGCAGAAGGAGAAGAACGAGAGGAAGAGGAAGGACCGGGCCCAUCACAAGGAGUGGCCCUGAACGCACCACCUGGCUCCACGGUGUCAGCUGCUGCUCAGAGGAGGACGGAGAGGAGCGCCGGCUUUCCUGCAUGAUACUGGACCCUCUCACCUUCCUCCUGCUGUGUCGGAGCAGCACCUCCUGCAGGACGACUGAUGAACUGCACCCAGCACGUUCACACCGACCCGCUGCUCUGUCUGGACACAACAUGGACUUCCUGUGUCCAGUUGGACAUUUGGCAGCAGGUUUUGCUACUUCUUUUUUCUUUUUUUGCCACUUCGGACUCUCAACAGCGUAUGUCUUCAGAUCCUGAAUGUAGAUUUCAAGCAAGAGAAACCAGUGACUUUUACAGAUUUAUUGUUACAAGAAGUGAGAGGAAGCACUCUCCCAUGCUUUACUGAAUGACAAACCCUGUUUACAUUUCUCCUUGUUCAAGGAACAUUUAUUUACAAGAGAUCACAGUAUUUGCUUUAAUUGUAAAUAAAGAAGAUAUUUAAAUGAAUGUCAGAUAGGCCAUCUGCUCUGCUAUAGUGUAGUGCAAUGAAAAAAAUGUAAAGUUAUUUAGAAAUCUGUUCCAUCCGAGCAGUUUGCUUAAACUGGAAAUGCCUUCCAUUUGAAUUUAGAUUGAUAAUUGCAGUAAUAAACAUUAUUUAUUGUAAAGAAAA
Molecule: messenger RNA, 3645 nt
Organism: Myripristis murdjan (pinecone soldierfish)
Lineage: Eukaryota; Metazoa; Chordata; Actinopteri; Holocentriformes; Holocentridae
Product: anoctamin-4
Exons: 27
Coding region: 224-3001 (925 amino acids)
Biological process (GO): chloride transmembrane transport
Cellular component (GO): plasma membrane
Molecular function (GO): protein dimerization activity; intracellularly calcium-gated chloride channel activity
Source: RefSeq, a predicted model, not a curated record